Molecule: messenger RNA, 1083 nt
Organism: Morus notabilis
Lineage: Eukaryota; Viridiplantae; Streptophyta; Magnoliopsida; Rosales; Moraceae
Exons: 2
Coding region: 126-662 (178 amino acids)
Source: RefSeq, a predicted model, not a curated record
CAUCUUUGAUCUUUUUCUCAUCAACAAAAAACCAAUCCACAUCUCCCCACAAAAUAACAAAUUUUUCGUUCCAAAUAAAUAUUAAAAAAAAAAAAACGACAGAGAAAACCAACACAGGCACCGCCAUGUCUUCCUCUCUCGCGGCGAUUCUCGCAAUUCUCAUCCUCCUAUCGCCGCUCGCCACGUCAUCAUCCACCAACACGACCACCGCCGUCGCCGGCGAUGGUGAUAGCCCGACGGCGUACGAUCUCCUGGAGGCGUUCGACUUUCCGAUCGGUCUUCUCCCGAAGGGCGUGAAGAGCUACGAACUGGACAGAGGGAACGGCAAAUUCUAUGCCCACUGGGACGGCUCGUGCAGUUUCUCCUUGGAAGGAUCGUAUCAGUUGAAGUAUAAAUCCACGAUCAGCGGUUGUAUCUCCAAGGACAGGCUGACGAGCCUGUCUGGGGUCAGCGUGAAGGUGCUGUUCUUUUGGCUGAAUAUUGUGGAGGUGAUUCGGAAAGGUGACGAGCUCGAAUUCUCGGUUGGAAUCGCUUCGGCGUCGUUUCCGAUCGACAAUUUCUACGAGUGUCCCCAGUGUGGGUGCGGAUUGGAUUGCGUUAAUGGGAAAAUCAGGAAGCUUAAAUUGAAGAUGAAUAAUAGUCCUUCUGCUUCUUCUGUUUAGUGGAGGCAUUUGGGGAUGGGAUAAAAAAACAGUUUAUCGUCCUUGGACCUAAACUGGGCUGAAGGAUUUUCUUUUUACACUUAAUGGUUAAUGCCAUGACGACAAUGGACUAUUUUAGGGACUAAUUUGCAGUUUUUCUAUUCUGUUUAGCAUGUUGAAAUUAAGGCGGUUUCUGGUUGAGAGAAGUUACAAGUUAUCGAACUCUGAGAAACAUAUUGUUAAAGCUUUGUCAUUAGUCUUACUCUUAUGUAUCUUUGGCAACACCAUUUUGUAUCUUUGGCAAUGAGAGAAAGGGAGAAUCCUUCAGGGCUUGUGAGUCAGGACCAAUUGUUUGUGGUUAUGAUGGUUAUAACAAGUUGUUACUUGAAGUAAUGAUGCAUUAUCAGAGAUGAGCCAGAGUCUGUACCAGACAUUAUUUUGA